Molecule: messenger RNA, 489 nt
Organism: Symbiodinium sp. CCMP2592
Lineage: Eukaryota; Dinophyceae; Suessiales; Symbiodiniaceae
Source: the annotation of a GenBank genome assembly
AUGGCCUUACCUCUGCCGCCGCUUUGUGGAGACCAUGAGAGCUUUGAGGCUUGCUCACACUCUUGCUGCGGGUGGUGCAAUAGCACGAAUCAGUGUAUCACUUCGCUGGCCUUUCUACGAAGAUGCAGCGACUAUGUGCAGACGGAGUCCAUGAAGGACGCCUGCUUCAAGUGGCAGACGGAUUUCUGGGCGUCCAUGAAAUGGAUCCUUCAUGGACUGCUCUGGCUUGGGCUCGGCCUCCUUGGCUUGAGCUUCCUGUUCUGGUUCUUCACUGGAUUUGCUUGGGCCUGCGUGUGGGGCCGAAACCAAAUACUGGAAGCACGCCGCGCGGCAGCGAGACGACGAAGGGAGGCCGCCUCGCGGGUGGUGCUGGGAUGCGUCCGAAGAUGCAGGCUCUUCGGCCGCGAAAUUGACGAAGCGCUGCUUGUCUCGGAGGUCCUGGAAGCUCGGGAUCAUCGGCGCGUUGCGUCUGCACGCAGCGCGCAGUAG